Cooperia oncophora is the source of this 243-nucleotide messenger RNA. The record is from the annotation of a GenBank genome assembly. NCBI's taxonomy places the organism in Eukaryota, Metazoa, Nematoda, Chromadorea, Rhabditida, Trichostrongylidae.
AUGCUUUUUCAGAGCCUGGAAAUACGCCAAGUUAACGACGCGGUCUCCUGUAUCUUCCAUUCGCUUCUUGCCCACAGAAGCGUUGCGAAGUUUCAAUACAAGGGCGAUUCCAACUAUUCAUUAGGAUCGCUCGGCGUCAAAGAAGUCGAAUGUGAAAACAUCGAUUUAACCUAUGUAAGCGGCUUUCAUUUUGUGAUCUGUUCACUCUUUUUAUUGAGUAGUAACGUUUAUGUUGUUCUCUGA